AACAUGCCAAUUUACUUUACCAUACAGUUUGAAGAUGGCAGAGAGAGAGGCACUCACUGCAGAGCCAUGCAUAGGAAAACGAACGGUGAUAUCCCAAGGGGCCAAAGACAUCCUCAAGGGGUACUACGAGAAGGGAAUGAACCAUGUUGGCUCACCCCUGAUCAGUGAGGCCUCAACCAAAUUGCUGUUAAGCAAAAAUAUCAUAGAGAAUUGGAUCGGAAAUUACAGAAGGACCCUCCACUCCACCCAGUCAUCAUAUUCUCAAAAGCCAAAACUGCUGGUUCGAGAGUUGUCCGGAUACAACCUCUUCUGCAGAAACAUGAUGAAAAAGACCAGGGGUGAAAUUAAAGACCUGAGUGCCUGGUCCCGCUUGCCUGCAGAAGAGAAGGCACUCUAUAAUGAAGAGGCAGCUGCUCUUAAAGCUGAAAGAAGUGCAGAAGCCCUCAGUCCGGAGAUGAGGGAACUAAAGAUCUCAAGACAUCUCAAUCAAAUCAAGAAAGAGGUGACCAUGUUGGAGACGCUAGGGGUGGAAGUGGUCACCUUGGCGUUCAACCGCUUCAGCAUGGACCCAAACGUUAAAGUUCAGCAUAUUGCAAGCAGGAAGGCGGAAGCCUUUCUUAAUGAUGCCUCGAUCAGAGCAUUUGGGAUUUUCUUAGCUGACACGUCAUCUGCAGCCACUGCAGGAUCAUCUACAGAAAAAGAAAAAAAAGACUUGAUGAAGAAGGUGCAAGAACUCUUCAACAUGAAAUAUAACGAGGCAGGUGGGACUGGGAAACUUCCCUACAAGAAGGCGAUCGUGCAGGCUACUGGUCUUCCCCAAGGAAUGACAUUGCGAAAGCCCAACUUUUAUGGGAAAGACCAGCUCAAGGCAAUCCUGGAAAAUGCACACCAGAUUUCGCUUCAAAUAAGAAAAGAGUUGGAUCCAGAAGGCCUGUCACCCUCUCCAGGUCGUCCUCAGACAAGCCUUCCAGUCAUCCCGGUUCUCCAUACAUCCGGCCAGCUCGCCGGUGCUUUGUCCUCCCAAUCCCUUACACAAGGUCCAGAAAGCCAGUCACCCCAAUCCCUUACACAAGUGAAGAAAAAGAAAAAAGGAGGAAGUAGGAAACGGAAGGCUGUAGUGGAGCUAUCUCAAGUUGAAGAUGACGCCAUUGUGAACGACCCUACCAAAAUAUUUAUGGCCAUGAUGGAAGAUGGUUCAGGCCCCAGCAGCCGACAGCCCCCAGAUGAUGAGAACAAUAAUUCUGACGAUGGUACAGAGGACGGGAGUCAACAGCACGCUGACGACACCAAGGAGGCUGUUGGAGGUGUGCCCUUUGAACCUUGUACAUGUGACACUUUUGAAGGCCUAUAA
This is a messenger RNA of Cololabis saira (Pacific saury), 1351 nucleotides long. RefSeq lists its product as uncharacterized. The record is from RefSeq and is a predicted model, not a curated record. The transcript is spliced from 13 exons. Lineage: Eukaryota; Metazoa; Chordata; Actinopteri; Beloniformes; Belonidae. Bases 35 to 1351 code for a protein of 438 amino acids. Gene Ontology annotation, cellular component: nucleus. Gene Ontology annotation, molecular function: DNA-binding transcription factor activity.